AGCCAUUAUGGUAAAGGUGUAUUUAUAGGAAAAACUUAAGUGAUAAAAUACAACGACAAAAGUUGUCGAAAUAAAAGUACAAUAUACUGCAAAAAUAUGAAAAUUCUAUUGUUACCGAUAGGUUGCUUUAAAUUGUUUUUUGACAAAAAAAAAGAAAGCUUUUAAAAACUGUACUCACGCUGGUGACAAGAAUCCUGGCGCUAGGCUUUCAGAUAACCUUUAAUAACGGAAAAAGAAAAGUAACACAAAUAACAAAGCUUUUACAUUCUUUGUUUUUUUAAGACAUCAUUUCAAUGGCAGCAAUAACCUUCUUAUUGAGAAACCUUCUCCCCUUUGUUACCMAUCUAUCUUUAUACAAAUAUCAUGACGUCAUUCUAGUGCCCGGGUCUUAAGUGCCAGCAGYGAAACAGCCAAUCAGAUUACGCGCUUUAAUGAGGUCAGAUGAUGAUAAGACGAAUGACUUCAAGUUGAGUAAAUUGAAAUAAAAUAUGCUAUGUCUGCGAGAAAUUGGCUCACUCCGCUCUCGUUAUAUCAGCGAACCUGGAUUACAGAUUACGACUUUCGUUUGGUUAUUAUUUGACCUGAACACCAAAUUAUUAUUUCUCACUGUUUGUUAAUUAACUCUUUUCAACCAYCAAGACAUAUCCAUCGAAUCUAUAGAUUGAAUUAACACCGUACAGAAUAUCAACACUUUGAAUAUCCAUUGAAGAAAACAUAUUAAGAGAAAUACAGGAGAAAAGUUCAAAGAACUAAAAACAUUGAGAACCACUAAUAACGAACAUGUCAGACAAGCGCCUCUGCACAAGUUUUAUUAUCACUAAAAACGUAGAGUCAGAGAACUGGGGAUCAACGUAUGAAAUCCUCGUAUGUACCGCAAACGCAAUCCUGGUCGUCCCUACGGUUUUAUUCAACGUGCUUGUUAUCCUAACGAUUACRCGUACACCAAGCUUACGUAAGCCAUCUUACUUUCUCAUAUGCAGUCUUGCGUUUACGGAUUUAGGUGUUGGGAUUUUAGUYCAACCAUUGUAYAUUUUACGUAAGAUCGCUGCGCUACAGAAAGAUUACGAUACGUACUGUAAGUUAUUACAAGCUGGGGAUAUCCUUGCGCAUUUGAUCUGCUGUCCGUCGUUUUUUAUCGUAACAGCGACYAGCGUGGAUCGAUAUUUGGCUAUUACAACUGGCGUUAAAUACCGCACGAUCGUAACAACGACUCGUAUAGUAUGGACUGGGAUUUGCGCRCUGAUGUUCGCAGCUACCGUAACGUCGAUACGUAUUGCUGCGAAAAAGGAGAAAUACAUGGCGUUUGCUGCUGUUAUUAUGUUUUUCUGUUUGAUAAUAAUAGUCAUAUGCUAUUCAAAAAGCUUGGCUGCACUUAAAAAGUUACAGGGAAGGGUAGGUCACAAUGGCAGCAUAGUACACAAAGAAGAUCUCCCUCCAAAGUCAUUCGACAUCGCUCAAUACAAAAAGGCAUUGAUUACAAUGGGGAUUAUAACUUCUAUAUUAUUCAUCUGCUAUAUACCAUUUGUAUCCGUGGUUAUUGGCAUYGCUAUCAAAGGACGAAGCCCAUCUCUGAACUUGGCCCGCGAAAUAACGUUUACGUUGCUGUACGUUAACUCGUGCUUGACGCCGUUGGUCUAUGGGUUGAGGAGUAAUGAGCUUAAAGCAGCGUGCAAGGAUAUGUUAGUGGGGGUAAUACGGCGGGCAUCUACGCCUGUAGAAAUGACYGAUGCUGAAAGGACUGAGAGAGUUACGACAUCGGGGUAGUAUAGCCAUGAGUGUACCUCUUAGGCCUCGUCCACACUAGAGCGUUUUCGUUUGAAAACGAAUCGAAAAGUAUGCGUUUUGCCCUUCUGUCCACACUAAUACGCUCGAAAACGCUGAGCGUUUUCAUCGAAAACGGAGCCUUUUGAAAACGCUGUUGAAAGUGAAGCGUUUUGAAAACGCUACGGCAUCCCGGUCAGUGUGGACAGCGAAAACGAUUCCUUUUGAAAACGAUGACGUCAUCGUUCCCCUUGGUCUUAUAGAUUUAAGUUUUGUAGUUAAAUAUUCUUAGUAAUAUCGUCUGCUUUGUGGCAAGUCUUUUCCAGAUGAAAGAGAUUGGGAGUUUUUUUCCUCUGUCGAUGGAAUGUGUUUUUUUGAAUCGUUCGAGAAUGACUGCAUUUGCUUUGGACUGACUCCCAAUCCACGCUUUCGUGCGUUUUGAAACCUUCUACUCGUUUGUAACUGUUAACAGAAGUUCAACUUCAUCAUCUGUCCAGAUGAAAGCGUCUUGAGCAGUUUUUUUUCUGGUUUUAUUGAGUUUUCUUUAUCGCAGAAAACAUGUAAUUUGAUCGAUAUGACCGUAUUUGUGUUUUCAACUGUCCACACUGAAACGCUUGAAUACGCUAGUGUGGACGCAGUUCAAUCUAUACGUUUUCACACCUAUUGAAAACGGAUACAAACGAAAACGCUUUAGUGUGGACGGGGCCUUAAACCGGGCAUCAUAACGCCCGUUAUAAUGAUACGUUGGUAAUUCUAACAGAAUUACUGGUCAUGAUGACCAUUUCGGUAAUCCGAAUGGUCGGAAUAACACACUUUGACAAAGUAGACGCUGAGAAGAAUGAUCAGUCGAAAUAACACAUUUUCGGAUACGGAUGACAUCGGAAUAGUGUUGGUAUUUGUGAAUUAAUCUGUCACCUCUACGCUACGGAAGCUGAAGAAAAUGGUCGGAUAAACAAAGAGCUCUGKUCAUAGAUGAAAACUGUCUAUGUAUUUAAUCUAAUAUCUCCACGCUCCGGACGCACAGGAGAAGGGAAAGGAAUAACAAAACAUUAAUAAUUUUGAAUAAAAACUGUUAAUGAAUUAUACAUCCUGGUUACUUCGAGAUGCGGACGCUGAGAAGUAUGGUCGGACUAACAAAAGUUUUAGUAAUUAUAAAUGAAUACUGUUCAUGAUCAAACCUUUGAUAACACGGACCCUGAGGUUAAUGGUCGGAAUAACAAACUGUUGUUAAUUCUGAGGGAUUGCYGAAGUGUUGACAUAACGAGGUGUAUAAAUGUCUUAUUUGUAUAUAUAGUUUACUUAAGAAGAUUUUAUCCAGAUUUUUCUUUAUGCAAGUGCUAAAACACUUAUAUAUAUCAAACUAUGAGCACCUGAAAAUCGAACUUCCGUAAUUUCAAUACAUAAACGCACGGGUUUCUUUUAAUCAAUGAUCAACAAUAUGUGAAAUAUUGAUAGAGAGAAAAUAAAUAUAAAGCAUGUGA
This is a messenger RNA of Exaiptasia diaphana, 3242 nucleotides long. RefSeq names its product histamine H2 receptor-like. Gene Ontology annotation, cellular component: membrane. Gene Ontology annotation, biological process: G protein-coupled receptor signaling pathway. Bases 781 to 1764 code for a protein of 327 amino acids. The transcript has 2 exons. Lineage: Eukaryota; Metazoa; Cnidaria; Anthozoa; Actiniaria; Aiptasiidae. The record is from RefSeq and is a predicted model, not a curated record. Gene Ontology annotation, molecular function: G protein-coupled receptor activity.